Letharia columbiana is the source of this 1641-nucleotide messenger RNA. RefSeq lists its product as uncharacterized. Gene Ontology annotation, molecular function: fatty acid synthase activity; 3-oxoacyl-[acyl-carrier-protein] synthase activity. Bases 1 to 1641 code for a protein of 546 amino acids. Gene Ontology annotation, biological process: fatty acid biosynthetic process; secondary metabolite biosynthetic process. The transcript is spliced from 2 exons. The record is from RefSeq and is a predicted model, not a curated record. NCBI's taxonomy places the organism in Eukaryota, Fungi, Ascomycota, Lecanoromycetes, Lecanorales, Parmeliaceae.
AUGACUUGCUUCAACGCCACUUCCAAGGGUUCCUCAAACGAAUUUCGAAUUGCCUUAUUUGGACCACAAGUGACGAACUGGACACACAAAAGUCUUUCGAGUUUGCAGUUUGCCCUUCUGGAAGACCACAAGCUUGGCUUCCUCAAGCAGACUCUCACAGCAUUACCCUCACUAUGGUCCAUGCUCAAGAAGGACUAUGGCCUUCAUGGCUUUUCAGGCGCCGAGAAGCUGCAAGAACUCCGGGAUUUCGCAAUGGGAGCCAAAGACCUAGACCCUGAGGAUUUGACGAACACUCAAUUAUCGUCGCUCACGGUCGUGUCACAAGUCGUCAAUUUCAUUCGAUUGACCGACGUCUCAGGCACAAAAGAUGGUAUUUUGGGCUUUGAGGCAGCUCAAGGGUUUUGUGUUGGAUUUCUCUCGGCUGCAGCGCUUGCUUCCGCCAACGACUGGACUGAUUUUGAAUGCAACUUUUCCAACGCUGUUCGACUCGCUGCGUGCAUCGGCAUCAUCGUGGAUGCAGAAAGGGCAUCGCGUCCUGCUCAAGAGAGAGCUACGGCCGUCCAUGUUCGCUGGAAAACGGCGGAAGACAGAGCUUUCUUGGAAAUCUGCCUGGAUCUUUUCCCCGGGGCCUACGUAUCCUGCAUAACAGAUGACAGGAGUAUCACGAUCACAUUACCCAGUGGCAGUCAAGCGGCGUUCUGUCUGCGGAUGCGCGAGGCCAAGAUAGCCGCCACCACAAUUGGCCUAAAUGGAUGCUAUCAUCAUUCAAGAAAUGCCGAAGCCGCUGAGAGGCUUCGUCAAAUUUGCGCUAAGAACAGGGAACUUAGGCUGCCUGAUGCAGAAAAGCUGCGCUUGCCCCUGAGAUCUACUGCAGAUGCUCAUAUCAUCAAUACUGGCGCCCUUCAUGAAAUCGCCAUCCAGAUGAUCCUCUGCAAACGAGCCCACUGGUUCCAAACCGUCAAGUCGACGAUGAACGACCUUCCCCAGGGCAAAGUCACAUUUGUGCCUUUGGGCAGCGGACUCUGCGUACCUCAUUCGCUCUCCACCAAGGACAAUCACGCGAACUUUGCUUCGGAUCACGACGACACGACCUCGCUUGAAGAGAUCGCCGUCGUAGGAAUGGCCUGCCGGUUCCCCCGAGCCGAAAAUCUUGAGGAAUUUUGGCAACUUCUGUGGGCAGGAGAAACUGCAAUCGGCAAAGUACCCCCUGAGCGCUUUAACCCGGCCGAACUCAGCCGUGAGCCUAAGCUGGCCAACUUUUGGGGCAACUUCAUUGAUAGCCCUGAUGCUUUUGACCAUAGGUUCUUCGGUAUCUCGGGCCGCGAAGCAAAAUCCAUGGAUCCGCAGCAGCGGCUUGCGUUGCAGGUUGCGUACGAGGCGCUGGAGUCGUCGGGAUACUGCAGCACGCCGCCUACUUCGAUUGAAGCAGAUGUGGGCUGCUAUCUUGGCGUAGGGUCUGUUGACUAUGAGGAAAAUAUUGCCUCUCAUGACGCCAACGCAUUCGCAGCUACGGGCACUUUACGGGCUUUCAUUAGUGGUCGUAUCAGCCACUUCUUCGGAUGGAGCGGGCCAUCUUUAACUUUUGACACAGCUUGUUCUUCAUCUGCGGUUGCUAUACAUACAGCAUGCAAGGUAAGCUAA